Oncorhynchus nerka (sockeye salmon) is the source of this 3881-nucleotide messenger RNA. RefSeq names its product mucin-2-like. The transcript has 11 exons. Lineage: Eukaryota; Metazoa; Chordata; Actinopteri; Salmoniformes; Salmonidae. The record is from RefSeq and is a predicted model, not a curated record. The coding region runs from base 227 to 1864 and encodes 545 amino acids.
CAGAGAGACAGACAGACAAACAGAGAGAGACAGACAGACAGAGACAGAGAGAGAGAGACAGAGAGACAGACAGACAAACAGAGAGAGACAGACAGACAGAGACAGAGAGAGAGACACAGAGAGACAGACAGACAGAGACAGACAGACAGACAGACAGACAGACAGACAGACAGACAGACAGACAGACAGACAGACAGACAGACAGACAGACAGACAGACAGACAGCAUGUCUCCCUCCCAGUCCUCACUACUACUGCUACUGCUGAUGGUCUCCUGCUCCUGGGCCUCCCACUUUUUAGGAGGAACCAUGACCUUCAACCCCAGAGGGACCAACCCAGACGGAACCUACAGGGUGGACCUCCGUUACAAGGCAGCCCUUCUGUCUCGCGGCUGUUUUUCUGAUACCUGGUCUUGUAUCAGUGGGGACUGUGGGAAUGAGAUCAGUUUAGUGGUUAACACAGUGGACCAGGCGAUAUCUGAGGUCUGGUGUCAGACAGAGGGAGUCAUGACUAGACACGUCUCCAAUAACACAAAGACCUUUGAUCUGCUAUUGGUUGGCGGAAACUGGAUAAACAAUGAUAAUUCUGUUGUUCUUUGGAGGCUGUGGACUCAUGUGGAUCUUGGGGUCAGAUCUGACACGAAGACAGUCAACCGAUCUCCACAGACCACUAUCGUACCUCUGAUGCGUGUCCCUGCUAAUUGUCCAAGAGAUUUCAACCUGUUGUCGUUUGAUCCAGACGGGGAUGAGGUCAGGUGCAGAUAUGCUGUACCAACGGAUGAGUGUGUCACUUCAAGUGACCUUCCUAAUGACUUCACUCUACGAGAGAACUGCACCUUGUCAUUUUGGGGCAACAGUAAUACCACUGGAACAUAUGCAGUUCAGUUAGUGAUGGAGGAUUUCCCGACUCAGUCCAUCUCUCUCUCCUAUACUGACGGAUCUCAAUCUAUCAGGACCUCAAACAACACACUCUGCAAACUACCUGUUCAGUUUGCAGUGAGAGUGGACCCCCCAGUGACAUCCUGUAUGGAGGGGUUGUACCUACCCAUGUUCCUGUCUCCAACACCAGCCCAGGGUGCACUGCUCUACGCCUCUGCAGACCAACCCCUGGAAAUCACUGUCAGAGCACAGGCUACCCAGUCCACGGUUUCAGAGCUGUUGGUGAGUGGACCUUCCAGUAUCACAGAGAACACCACUGUCCCAGGAGAGUACCUUCUAAGAUGGACGCCCACUGAGGAUGAGGAGGGAGGGUACUAUCCUGUGUGCUUCAUCGCUCAGGGAGUGAACGACAGUUCCAUGUAUCACUCUGAGCUGCGCUGUCUGAUCGUCAGGGUUGGAAACACAAGUGCCAUCAGAACCACAGAGGAACCAACACCCUCCCCUCCUCUGACAAUAAACCUCACAACCACAGAGGAACCAACACCCUCCCCUCCUCUGACAAUAAACCUCACAACCACAGAGGAACCAACAACCUCUCCUCCUCUAACAACAAACCUCACGACCACACAGAUUGCACCUGCACUUCCAAAUACCACCCAAACAACUACUGAACUCACAACCACACCCACAAAUGUCAGUACGUACGCUCCCACAACUACCACAGCUCCCACAACUACCACAGCACCCACAACUUUAAGUACACACCCAACCACCCGUCUCACAACCCAUAUUGUGGACGGUACAACAACGAGCAGUGGGCCUAGAUACGUUGCUGUACUGAGGAUAAAACUGUCCUCUCUGAACCCACUGACAGAUGAUUACAUCAGAAACGUGGUUUUACAACAGCUCCGCGAGGAACUGAUCAGACAAGGGCUGCCAGGGGACUUCGCGCUACGCCUGAGAGCCACUCAUGGGAUCAGUUCCUGAGGGAGGAACAGGAAUUCAUUCUUCACUCCUACUUGUCUUGUCUUCCUGGUUCUGAUUCUGCAGAAAGUUCUUCUGAAGAAGAAGUGGUUCCUUAUAAUGACAGAAUAUGGUUGAUUUGUACUAAUCUCUUGAAGAAGAAGUGGUUGAAUGACUGUAAAUGUUUUAUGUCUAGAAGAAGAAAUAGAACAUAAAUAUGAUUGGUAACAGAGUUAGACUGGGGUUCUUUCCUGUUUGGUAAUGUACAGAGGUAGACUGGGGUUCUUUCCUGUUUGGUAAUGUACAGAGGUAGACUGGGGUUCUUUCCUGUUUGGUAAUGUACAGAGGUAGACUGGGGUUCUUUCCUGUUUGGUAAUGUACAGAGGUAGACUGAGGUUCUUUCCUGUUUGGUAAUGUACAGAGGUAGACUGAGGUUCUUUCCUGUUUGGUAAUGUACAGAGGUAGACUGAGGUUCUUUCCUGUUUGGUAACGUACAGAGGUAGACUGGGGUUCUUUCCUGUUUGGUAAUGUACAGAGGUAGACUGGGGUUCUUUCCUGUUUGGUAAUGUACAGAGGUAGACUGGGGUUCUUUCCUGUUUGGUAAUGUACAGAGGUAGACUGAGGGUCUUUACUGUGUCAAGAAUAGUUGGUUGAGGCUCCGUUUUCUGUGACAUUUUAGUGACAGAGGACACAGGUAGGGGGAACCCACUUGUAAACACCCACACACACACUCAGGAAGACGUUUCACUUUCACUCACACAUGGAGCAUAAAGAAGAAUGAACAAUGAGGUUGAAUUGACAUUGACGAAAGAGAAGAAAUGAAUUGACUGACUAAAGAGAAGAAGAAAUUAAUUGACAUUGACUAAAGAGAAGAAGAAAUGAAUUGACACUGACGAAAGAGAAGAAGAAAUGAAUUGACAUUGACUAAAGAGAAGAAGAAAUGAAUUGACAUUGACUAAAGAGAAGAAGAAAUUAAUUGACACUGACGAAAGAGAAGAAGAAAUGAAUUGACAUUGACUAAAGAGAAGAAGAAAUGAAUUGACAUUGACGAAAGAGAAGAAGAAAUGAAUUGACAUUGACUAAAGAGAAGAAGAAAUGAAUUGACACUGACGAAAGAGAAGAAGAAAUGAAUUGACAUUGACGAAAGAGAAGAAGAAAUGAAUUGACACUGACGAAAGAGAAGAAGAAAUGAAUUGGGAAUUGAUUGAAAUCCUAAUUAAAGGUUAAACAUAUUAAAUGUUAAAGGUUGAAAACAUUGGGAGAUAUUAAAGGUGUUAAAAUAAUGCAGGUGAGGAGAGUUAUAAUGUAGUUUUAAGUUGUGAAUCAUAUAGACUGUGUUUCAUUCUGCUUAUUAGAGGACAACGCCUUAGGAGGUUGAUAACGAGACAUUAUAAUGGUCAAAUGUUAUCAUGUUUAAAAUAUUGAAUUAUUAAGAUAUAACUGGAGUAAUAAAUUAGGUUGUAGUAAGAUUAGAAUUGAGUAAAGGUAGUUUGAAAAAUGUAUGUUUGUUCUAGAACAUUCUAGGAGGAAUCCUUAAGGUUACCUCAUUGAUAGAAGUGUUCUAGAACAUUCUAGGAGGAAUCCUUUAGGUUACCUCAUUGGUAGAAGUGUUCUAGAACAUUCUAGGAGGAAUCCUUUAGGUUACCUCAUUGGUAGAAGUGUUCUAGAACAUUCUAGGAGGAAUCCUUUAGGUUACCUCAUUGGUAGAAGUGUUCUAGUAGCUGUUAGUUUUUUAGACACCAACUGAGGAACUGAGCAUCCCGAGGGGGGAGACAAAAAUCUGUUUAUAAGUUGUAGAAGGUAAGAACAUAUUUUUCUUGUUAAUAAAUACAGUGCUUCUCAUGAAAUUGUGAAAAAAUAUAUAUAAUAUUGGUACACCCUAAUAAGGGUUUAGUUAAGGGUUUAGUUAAGGGCGCUCAAUUUAAUCCAAGGAAAUGUUUUGCUUAUCAUCGAUUGGUGAUAUUGAUUUGUGAUUGGUUGAUCGAGGGUUUUUUAUGCCUGUUUCUGUCAUUUUGAAUAAACUUGCUUUAUUGUUCUGAAA